AACUGGGCUGACUCCCGGGGGUGAGCCAGUUGCCCCCAACCUCAGUGGUUCAAAGCCCACGGCUCCAAAGAAAAGUGACAGCCUCGGCGAGAUCAAACACGUGGGGUAAAGAAUAGGAUUCGGUAUUUUCACAUGCAGAAGUGAUUACUUUUUAUAAAAACGCUUUAUCUUCAUUCCCAUCCCAGGGUAGCCUAGUGGUUAGAGCAUUCGACUAGUAAACGUAAGGUUGCAAGUUCAAACCCCCGAACUGACAAGGUACAAAUCUGUCGUUCUGCGGCUGAACUGGCAGUUAACCCACUGUUUCUAGGUCGUCAUUGAUAAUAAGAAUUUGUUCUUAACUGACUUGCCUAGUUAAAUAAAAAAACUAGUUAGAAAAUUCGAACAUAUAAUUUAUGGACAGGAUAUGUAAAUGUAUAGACCUUGCUGCCUUGUCAUGGCUAGAAUACUGUAAGGUUUGAGAAGGGCGCUCUUUCGCCGCUUUGCUCGUUACGUCACGGGCCAUUGACAGGUGCACCGCGGCUCAGGUUAAUAGAACUCCCUCAUUUUCAUAAACGUCACUUGUUGUUAUCGUUCCACGCAUAUUGACCAAUCGCAAAGCAGCAGUCCAGUCUUUCGAAGGACCCGAUGAGGUCGUGGCUAGUUUUAAACUGUUGAGGCUCGGGAGUCGAUCGACCCCAACAGCGGGGACACUGCCUGCUCCAGCCGAAGUAUGGUUCACAUGAUGGGGCUGCUUUCAGUGAGUGUUGUGCCCCUGCGGAACGGGGUGCAGGCUUGGGGCAGAGGCUGCGCCACCAUCCACGCAGCUUUUCGCUACAGUAACUUUAGCUCAUUAUCGAAGUGUUCUGCAUUAAAACUAAUCAAUCCCAUGGGAUUAAAUCAAUGCACUUUCACAUUGGCUCGAUUGCUCAGUUCCAAACCCCCACGAGGAUUUGAGAAGUUCUUCCCAAAGAGUGAGGACACUCCUGGAGUGAACAAAUCAUCUAAAGAGACCGGAGAUGAGAAGACCAAAGAGACAGAAUCUCAGGGCGGAGGAGAAAAGGGACAAAAUGAAAGUGGCGAGAGAGAGAGGAGGAGAGGCGGAAGGAAGAAUGAAUCAGACUGGUGGACACGCUUCCAGAACGAUUUCCCCUGGGAUGAGAAGACCAUGCGCAAUGUCGCGAUCGGAUUCGCCGGCAUGGCCUCUGCGUUCCUGUAUUUCUACUUGCGAGAGACUGGGAAGGAGGUCUCCUGGAAGGACUUUGUAAAUAACUACCUGGCUAGAGGACUGGUGGACCGUCUGGAGGUAGUCAACAAGCAGUAUGUCAGAGUCAUCCCAGUGCAUGGAGUCAACACGUCAGAGGUGAGCUACCUGUGGUUCAACAUCGGCAGCGUGGAGACGUUUGAACGCAAUCUGGUGCUGGCCCAGCAGGAGAUGGGCCUGGACUCUACACACAGAGUACCGGUGAUUUAUGGAAGCGAGAGCGACGGUACUUUCCUGAUGAGCAUUCUUCCAACCCUCUUGCUGGUUGGCUUCCUGCUCUACACCAUGCGCCAGGGACCAAUGGCAGGAGGCCGUGGCGGGGGGCGGGGCAACCCCUUCAGCAUGGGGGAAUCCAAGGCCAAGGUCAUAAAGGACAACAUUGAUGUGAGAUUUAAGGAUGUGGCGGGCUGCGAAGAGGCCAAGACGGAGAUCCUAGAGUUUGUCAACUUCCUGAAGAACCCCCGGCAGUACCAGGACCUGGGGGCCAAGAUUCCCAAGGGUGCAGUGUUGUCGGGUCCCCCCGGCACAGGGAAGACCCUGCUAGCCAAGGCCACAGCCGGAGAGGCCAAUGUCCCCUUCAUCACCGUCAACGGAUCUGAGUUCCAGGAGAUGUUUGUUGGCGUGGGCCCAGCCAGGGUGAGGGAUAUGUUUGCCAUGGCCCGUAAGAACGCUCCCUGCAUCCUGUUCAUCGAUGAGAUUGAUGCUGUGGGCAGGAAGAGAGGCAGAGGGAACUUUGGGGGACAGAGGGAGCAGGAGAACACACUCAACCAGCUGCUAGUGGAGAUGGAUGGGUUCAACACCAGCACUAACGUGGUCGUCUUGGCUGGAACCAACCGACCAGACAUCCUGGACCCAGCACUGAUGAGACCUGGGCGCUUCGACAGACAGAUUUACAUAGGUCCACCAGACAUAAAAGGCAGAGCAUCCAUCUUUAAGGUCCAUCUGAGGCCUCUGAAGCUGGACUCCAGUAUAGACUCUGAAGCUUUGGCCAGGAAACUAGCUGCCCUCACACCUGGCUUCACUGGAGCUGAUAUUGCCAACGUGUGUAAUGAGGCGGCCCUGAUAGCAGCACGCUACCUUAACGAGUCUAUCAUCGUCAAGCACUUUGAACAGGCCAUCGAGAGGGUCAUCGGAGGUCUGGAGAAGAAGACCCAGGUACUACAGCCAUUAGAGAAGACCACUGUAGCAUACCACGAGGCUGGGCAUGCUGUGGUGGGCUGGUACCUGGAACAUGCUGACCCUCUGCUCAAGGUGUCAGUCAUCCCCCGGGGGAAGGGUUUGGGGUAUGCUCAGUACCUCCCUAAGGAGCAGUACCUGUUCACGCGGGAGCAGCUGUUUGACAGGAUGUGUAUGAUGCUGGGGGGACGUGUGGCAGAGCAGGUCUUUUUUGGGAAGAUCACCACAGGGGCACAGGAUGACCUCCGGAAGGUCACGCAGUCUGCCUACGCACAGGUGGUUCAGUUUGGGAUGAGUGAGGUGGUGGGCCAGGUGUCUUUUGAGCUCCCCAGGCAGGGAGAGAUGGUGAUGGAGAAGCCGUACAGCGAGCCCACGGCCCAGCUCAUAGACCAGGAGGUCCGCUCACUCAUAGACGCUGCCUUCCAACGCACACACCAGCUCAUCACUGAGAAGAGAGAUGUGGUAGAGAAGGUGGGGAGGCGUCUCCUGGAGAAGGAGGUUCUGGACAAGGCUGAUAUGCUGGAGCUGCUGGGUCCUCGCCCCUACAAGGAGAAGUCUACGUAUGAGGAGUUUGUGGAGGGGACAGGGGCCAUGAAGGAGGACACCUCCCUUCCAGAGGGCCUCAAGAACUGGAACAAGGACCGGGGGACGGAAGAGCCUCCCCAGGAGCAGCAACGCAAGCAGCUCUUUACCUGUAGACUGACACCACGUCUGACCUGGCCCCCACCCAACCAGGCCACUGGAGGAACAUGUUGAGACUUAAUUUGGUGAGGGAGGGCACUUGACAUGACCCAGACAGACUGAUAUCAGGAGAGGGUGUCAGGUUUAAGAAGGCACCCCUGCGCCGUGUCCCUGAUAGCUACAGAUUGAGGGUUGUGGGGUGCAGCAGGGGAUCUGUUCCAACAGCCUAGAUUGUGCCAAUUCUCAUGUAGACUUUUUUUACAAUUUGUUUGGGAAUGCAAAAACGUGUUCCUGUAUUUUGGUUUUGCAGGGCAUGAGAUUCAUCAAUCUGUGAAGGAUAUCCACUCCUCCACCAUGCUGUUCCUUUCCUUCCCUGGAGAUUCCCUGCUGUACUAUGUUCCUCCUUUAUCCUGACCAUAGUGCAUUCCUAGGCCGGUGUGGUCAUUCUAAGGCCCUAGAGACCAGGGUCGUCACAGGGAAAAUAUAUUGUUUUAAUAGUUGUGUAGUAUUCAUUAUUUGACCUUUUUCAUUGUGUGUUGGAUGAGUUUGUCUGACAUGCAACAUUUUUAUGAAUAUAUAGAUCAUGCACAUCAGGGAUGGGUGACUGUCUGUGGCCAUUUUGAAGGCCUUUGGAUAAAUCCCCCCCCCCCCCAACUUACUGUUGUGAGUUAAAAUACACAAGGUGCAAUUUCUACAUUUGGUUGCACAUCCGUUUUUCUGUUAUGUUAGUUAAUUAGCAGUUUUAUUAGUGUAUUUUUAUGAUGUAGGUAUGCAGAUCUGAGAGCAACUGCGGCCCCUCAUGAUGAGUUCAGUUUUUUUGUGGCCCCCACCCCCAUCAAUACUAUCCAUCCCUGAUGUACAUCUCAUUUGAAGUGACAUGUUUUCUUUUAGAUUUCAUAUUGGAACAUGAAGGGCUAUGUGAGUGUGUGUGUUGCACCAUUGUAAUAAUUUGGUUGGUGCUAAUUUGUCCUCUUUCACACAUGUACAAGUGUAUAUUAAUACCGUGUGUGAUUUGGACGGCCAGGGUCUGCCAUUAUCAACGGCGACCCGGGAGGUAAGUGCCUUGCUCAAGGGCACAUUGACAGAUUUGGUUUUCACCUUGUUGGCUCUGGGUUCUAGCAACCUUUAAGUUACUGUCCCAACGCUCUAUCCGCUAGGCUACCUUCCGUGCUACGUCUAAUCCUCAACGUUUUUGCUACCUUCUGACCUUAUUGAAUUUCAGCGACGUGUUCAUGUUCCCAUGUCUCUCUUUAGUCAUUGACACUUGUUAACUAAACAGCCAUGUGACUGCGGAGGGUUUUCAGAAAGCUCAGCAGAAAUCCAGUCCAUGUGGAGCAGACAGUAACACUGGGACAGUAUGACAUUUACAUUGUAUUUUAUCCUCUUUCUGGUUGAGGUUCAAACUGUUAGUAGGUCUAAUUGAAGAAAAACACGUCUUCUGAAUGUCACUUUUCAGUCUUUUGCGAAAAACAACCGCCACUCCUCUACCUGCCCACUUUUCCCCACAGGAAAACAGCUUCUGACAAGUACAACUAGUGUACACGACCUCACCUCUUAUGCUCUCUCAAUGUUGCUACAAAUCAACAGACAACAGAUGAACUUCACACGUCUUUUGUGAAGUAUUGAGAUGCAUACGCUACUGUUCAAACAUUUGGGGUCACUUAGAAAUGUCCUUGUUUUUUGAAAGAAAAUAACAUUUUUGUCCAUUUAAAUUAACAUCAUAUUGAUCAGAAAUACAGUGUAGACAUUGUUAAUGUUGUAAAUUACUAUUGUAGCUGGAACCAGCAGAUUUUUUUUAAAUGGAAUAUCUACAUAGGCGUACAGAGGCCCAUUAUCAGCAACCAUCACUCCUGUGUUCCAAUGGCACGUUGUGUUAGCUAAUCCAAGUUUAUCAUUUUAAAGGCUAAUUGAUCAUUAGAAAAGCCUUUUGCAAUUAUGUUAGCACAGCUGAAAAUUGUUGUUCUGAUUAAAGAAGCAAUAAAACUGUCCUUCUUUAGACUAGUUGAGCAUCUGGAGCAUCAGCAUUUGUGGAUUUGAUUACAGGUUCAAAAUGGCCAGAAACAAAGACUUUCUUCUGAAGCUGGUCAGUCUAUUCUGAGGCUUUUCCAUUCGAGAAACUGAAACUCGCGUACAAUGCUGUGUACUAUUCCCUUCACAGAACAGCGCAAACUGUCUCUAACCAGAAUAGAAAGGAGUGGGAGGCCCCGGUGCACAACUGAGCAAGAGGACAAGUACAUUAGUGUCUAGUUUGAGAAACCGACGCCUCACAAGUCCUCAACUGGCAGCUUCAUUAACUGCCUAGAAGGUCAGCAUCCCGGAGUCGUUUCUUCACUGUUGUUGUUGAGACUGGUGUUUUGCGGGUACAAUUUAAUGAAGCUGCCAGUUGAGGACUUGUGAGGCGUCUGUUUCUCAAACUAGACACUAAUGUACUUGUCCUCUUGAUAUAUUCACUAUUAUUCCACAAUGUAGAAAAUAGUUGUAAAAAAUAAUUUCAAACUCUUCAAUGAGUUCGUAUGUACGAACUUUUGACUGGUACCAUAUAUCUCCAUAGCAAUGGCAGCCGAGCCAUGCUUACUCCCACGCCCCUGGAGAAACCCUGUAGAGUGGUUUUGGUUUCCACUUCUCAGAAUAGAGGGUAUUGGGUUUUUUGGAGAAGUAAUGAGAUGAUGUCGUACCGAUCUGCAUUGCACUUUCUGAAGGUUGUUUUUUUACCUUUUACUGCUGAAAAUAAAGGUGUCACUACCUCACUCAAUCUCAGUAUUUCUGACAGUUUUUGGAACUCUGCAAUUACCUACAUGGAUUUAUAUUGGAAAUGAGAAUUGUUACACUCCGGACCAUAUGUAGAAAAAACAAUAUGUUUCUACUUCUAUGCCUAGUUGUGUGGGUCAGCGUAAACAAAAAAUACAAUGUUUUUACAGUACAUUCCAGAUGUCUUGGUGUAGCCUAAACUGUGUUUAAAUUCCAAUCCUGCUUUUCUGCUUGAUUGACUAACUGCUGGUUCUUGUGGCUCAGUUUAUCUAGUGAUCUUGCUUAAAGUACUAUAAGGAAUGUGUAUAUGACUGUUUCAAUGCAACAACAAAAAAAAUACAAAAAUACAUCCAGAAAUGUUUAGUUUGCUAUGUGAUAUAUUAUCAACAUCUGACAUUCAUCAAUAAAUUCUUGAUUUUA
Messenger RNA from Oncorhynchus masou masou (cherry salmon), 6265 nucleotides. RefSeq names its product AFG3-like protein 1. Lineage: Eukaryota; Metazoa; Chordata; Actinopteri; Salmoniformes; Salmonidae. Gene Ontology annotation, biological process: mitochondrial protein processing. Gene Ontology annotation, cellular component: m-AAA complex; membrane. Gene Ontology annotation, molecular function: ATP binding; zinc ion binding; ATP hydrolysis activity. The record is from RefSeq and is a predicted model, not a curated record. The transcript has 18 exons. The coding region runs from base 710 to 3172 and encodes 820 amino acids.